Messenger RNA from Ceratina calcarata, 1192 nucleotides. RefSeq names its product proteasome alpha3 subunit (gene Prosalpha3). The transcript is spliced from 4 exons. The coding region runs from base 211 to 984 and encodes 257 amino acids. Gene Ontology annotation, biological process: ubiquitin-dependent protein catabolic process. Gene Ontology annotation, cellular component: proteasome core complex; proteasome core complex, alpha-subunit complex. Lineage: Eukaryota; Metazoa; Arthropoda; Insecta; Hymenoptera; Apidae. The record is from RefSeq and is a predicted model, not a curated record.
GCCUUUCUUACGAGAUAGUGGUGGUGUAGCUCAAAUUGCAUGCAUUCAAGAUCGAAUACUCUGUACCCGAGAACAGAAAGUCAUCUGGCCUGAUCACUGGUUUUGUUGCUACAGAACGCCGACUAAUACAAAUUUGGUUGGUAGCACGAUCUUUUUCCAAUUUCACCUGUUACAACGUUAUAAUAUUCUUAUAAAAAAAAAUUCGUCACAAUGGCACGUAGAUAUGACACCCGUACAACAAUCUUCUCACCGGAGGGUCGGCUUUAUCAAGUGGAAUAUGCUAUGGAAGCUAUAAGUCAUGCAGGCACUUGCCUCGGCAUUUUAGCAACCGAUGGCAUCCUACUUGUAGCAGAAAGACGUAACACCAAUAAACUGUUGGAUGAAGUUUACUAUUCUGAGAAAAUUUACAAACUGAACGACGAUAUCAUGUGUUCUGUCGCCGGUAUUACUUCCGAUGCUAACGUAUUAACAAACGAAUUGCGUUUAAUCGCGCAACGUUAUUUGUUGCAAUACGGAGAACCAAUUCCUUGCGAACAACUCGUUUCUUGGCUGUGCGAUCUUAAACAAGCAUAUACGCAGUAUGGUGGCAAGAGGCCCUUUGGCGUUUCUAUCCUGUACAUGGGAUGGGAUAAACAUUACGGAUACCAAUUGUAUCAAUCGGAUCCAAGCGGGAACUACGGCGGUUGGAAAGCCACUUGUAUUGGACAUAAUUCUGCUGCUGCCGUAUCAUCUUUGAAACAGGAAUAUGAUAAUAAUAAUAUUACGUUAAAGGAAGCCAAAGCGUUAGCUAUAAAAGUGCUGUCCAAGACUUUGGAUCUGAAUAAAUUGUCAGGAGACAAGGUGGAGAUGGUUACGCUAACAAGAGAAAAUGGCAAAACCAUCACGAGAAUCCUUCCCAUGGCUGAGGUCGACGCAUUAAUCGCGGAGCACGAUCGUGUAGAAGCGCUUGCUGAACAAGCGAAGAAAGAGAAACAAAAGUUGUAGAAAAUAAGUAUAUGUGUAUCAUGCAUCUCCUCUUAUAUUAUCUUGUUCAAUAAUAUGUAUUAUUUAAAAACUCUGAAUUUUUUUAAUAGCUUUUGAUCCUUACAUUCGAUGUCCUGUUAUACUGCAUAUUGUAUUUUAAAGAUAACAAUAGGCAGAUAUCAGAAAGCAUAGAGUGAUUAUAAAAAUAAACAAGAUUUUCUAUAUAAAA